Molecule: messenger RNA, 822 nt
Organism: Hyaloscypha bicolor E
Lineage: Eukaryota; Fungi; Ascomycota; Leotiomycetes; Helotiales; Hyaloscyphaceae
Exons: 2
Coding region: 339-632 (97 amino acids)
Source: RefSeq, a predicted model, not a curated record
AGGAACUAGGCACAUGGCAUUGCGUACUGACCCGUCACCGCACUUUCGGAACUCGACACGGUAUUGCAACGGCGUAUCCGAAGAGCAGCCGCAGAGAAGGGCGCACAAACGAGUCACCAAGGUGUUAUGUGGGGUCGGUGGCAGAGGGUACAGGGUCGCUCGUCUUGCGCCGACAUUUCGACUGACCAACGACUGAUUAACGACUGGAAGAUGGCUGAUAUUCAAGAUGUAAUUUCGCAUAUAUGUAUUAUUAGUCGUUCGAUAUAAGUAUGCCGUGCAAACGGGAAGAGGAUGAUUGAUUUUGUUGUUUGCAAUUCGACGUCGUUGACGGAUAGGUUAUGCUGUACUGUCCAUGGGACGGUGGUUUCGAGUUCGAGUUCGGCAUCAGUGUGGAUGAAAGCCAUCCAUCCGGCAAGUUCAACUUGUGGGAGUAUAAUACACCAAAUUCUCCACCAAACGAUUCUUGUUCAAUUCCACGCCCAGUUGUGUGGUAUUCGUGCGCGUAUAGGAGACUCGCCAGUAUAUCUUGCGGUGUUCGAUUUGUCGAUAAAUGUGCUGCCUAUCCUUUGUCCUGUACAUUCGACCCAUCCCCAUCACUUCCUAAACAAUUCUACGGAGAAGACGGGGUUUAGAAAUCUGUCCUAGGCGUUCGUGCUUUGUUCCUGUCCCAAGCCCAAGGGACUGAGAUCGUAUGUUUCAGUGCCGUGGAAGUUGCCGCGCAACCCAAUGACCUAGGCGAUGAAGAAGACCCCAUUUGAACAAACAAUGAAGAAGUUGUCGAAUUGUAAGGUUGCAGGCUUGCAGAGGGAUGAGGAUAUAAAG